This is a messenger RNA of Molossus molossus (Pallas's mastiff bat), 3989 nucleotides long. It is a transcript of the gene WDR20, whose product is annotated as WD repeat domain 20. The record is from RefSeq and is a predicted model, not a curated record. Bases 1299 to 2537 code for a protein of 412 amino acids. The transcript is spliced from 4 exons. Lineage: Eukaryota; Metazoa; Chordata; Mammalia; Chiroptera; Molossidae. Gene Ontology annotation, molecular function: protein binding.
UCCAGAACUGUGUGUGCUGACAUAGAGACCGUGUAAUAGUUUUAUAUGCUCGCGUUUUGAGUUUGAGUUCUGUCUCUCACUGCCUGAAUUCCAGAGGACUUCCCCUCAGGGCUGGGCUUCCAGGUGCCAGGUCCCGCCUUUGCUCAGAGAUACCUGUCAUUUGGAGAUCCCUCUUCUUCUCAGCGUUGUAUUUGUUCUCUGAAAAUCAGACUUGAGAAUACUCGGUACAGUGCGCAGGCCUCCUUGGGAGGAAGAAAUCUUCAGAAGCUACACAGGGAGGGGGUGGUCAGUAGAGAACAGAGCCGUGUGCCCCAGAGCAGUGACAAGGCCCCAGUGAUGUUUGAAGGACGCAGUCAGCAGUGUAGUUGUCUCCAUCUGGGGUUUUCAAACAAGAGUGGGAGGGGUGGGUUUCCUCUGUUUCAACCAGAACAGCCCAGCACAUUGGAGUGCACAGGACAUUUCUCAUGAAGAAAAGAACCCUGCUUCACAGGGAGGGAGGCACACUGAAAGGCACAUUUAGUCCAAGUCACACUAAAGCAGCUUUUACUGCUGGGGUGUGUGGCUGUGUCUUCUCUCUGUCCCUUUAUGGUCAACAGACCUGGUUCCACAUCCAGCCCUGCCAUGUACUAGGUAGGUAUGGUGACCUUGGCUGAGUUAUUUAACGUCCCCAAACUGGUUUUCUCGUCUGUAAAAUGGGGCAGUGUGCCUACCUAGAAGGAUCACUUAGGAUGAGAGAUGGUGCAUGCACUGCACUUGAGUGCACGUGGGCUCGAGGGUGAAGGCUGAGAGUGUAGGGAGGAACAGCCGAGGAGCCUGCGUCCCGCAGUGGUCGGCCAGCAGGAGUGCAGCGGGAUCGCCAGAGGCUUUCAAGGGCUCUGGGCCCACCCCUGGUUACUGGUUCUUGUGGUCUGGGGUGGGGCUUGAGAAUUUGCAUUUUUGAGUUUCCAGGUGAUGCUGCUGCUGCCACUACUGGUCUGGGGACCACACUUUGAGAACCACGGGGCUACAGGUAACUCACCAAUGAGCAUGCUGCUGACUUGAGUAAACCAAUAGAUAAAAGGAUAUACAAAGGAACACAGCCUACUUGUCAUGACUUCAACCACCUAACAGCCACAGCAGAAAGUGUCUCUCUCCUAGUGGGCUUUUCCGCAGGCCAAGUCCAGCUUAUAGACCCAAUCAAAAAAGAAACUAGCAAACUAUUUAAUGAGGAAAGACUAAUAGACAAGUCACGAGUAACCUGUGUCAGAUGGGUUCCCGGUUCGGAAAGCCUUUUCCUAGUAGCCCAUUCGAGUGGGAACAUGUACCUGUAUAAUGUGGAGCACACUUGUGGCACCACAGCCCCCCACUACCAGCUUCUGAAGCAGGGCGAGAGCUUCGCCGUGCACACUUGCAAGAGCAAAUCCACGAGGAACCCUCUCCUCAAGUGGACGGUGGGCGAGGGGGCCCUCAACGAGUUUGCUUUCUCCCCAGAUGGCAAGUUCUUGGCGUGCGUGAGCCAGGACGGGUUUCUGCGGGUGUUCAACUUUGACUCUGUGGAGCUGCACGGCACCAUGAAAAGCUACUUUGGAGGCUUGCUGUGCGUGUGCUGGAGCCCAGACGGCAAGUACAUCGUGACGGGGGGAGAGGAUGACCUGGUGACCGUCUGGUCUUUUGUAGAUGGCCGAGUGAUAGCGCGAGGCCAUGGACACAAGUCCUGGGUCAGCGUGGUGGCAUUUGAUCCCUACACCACAAGUGUGGAAGAAAGUGACCCUAUGGAGUUCAGUGGCAGUGACGAGGACUUCCAGGACCUGCUCCAUUUUGGCAGAGACCGAGCAAACAGUACCCAGUCCAGGCUGUCCAAACGGAACUCCACGGAGAGCCGCCCUGUCAGUGUUACGUAUCGGUUCGGCUCUGUAGGCCAGGACACGCAGCUCUGCUUGUGGGACCUCACGGAAGACAUCCUCUUCCCUCACCAACCCCUCUCGAGGGCACGGACACACACAAAUGUCAUGAACGCCACGAGCCCUCCAUCCGGGAGCACUGGGAACAGCGUCACGACGCCCGGCAGCUCUGCACCCCCCCCUCUGCCACGGUCCAACAGCCUCCCACAUUCCACCGUCUCCAACGCCGGCAGCAAAAGCAGUGUUGCCGACGGGGCCAUUGCGUCUGGGGUCAGCAAAUUCGCCACACUCUCCCUACACGACCGGAAGGACCGGCACCACGAGAAAGAUCACAAGCGAAACCAUAGCAUGGGACACAUCUCUAGCAAGAGCAGCGACAAACUGAACCUCGUCACCAAAACCAAAACAGACCCAGCCAAAACCCUGGGGACACCCCUGUGUCCUCGGAUGGAAGACGUUCCCUUAUUAGAGCCUCUCAUCUGCAAAAAGAUAGCACACGAAAGACUGACUGUGUUGAUUUUUCUUGAAGACUGUGUAGUCACUGCUUGUCAGGAGGGAUUUGUUUGCACAUGGGGAAGGCCUGGGAAAGUGCCAGCAGAGUGCUGCUCCUGCAGUCAGGAGGACGGAGUGCGAGGUGCUCUCCGAGACCAGGACUAGCUGCCGCAGCUGGAGGACAAGCGCUGCACCGGGCGGGCAGCUCCUCCCUGCCUGGACCUGCCCAGUGCUGGCUCCCCGGCCUGGGGGCACAGCAGGGGCAGGAGGGCCGGCUCAUCCUGACCUGGGGGGACAAGGCACUAAGACGUCUGGGGAGUGUUUUCAGAGUUUUUUCUCUCAGCUUUGAGCUUCCUUAUUGAGAUUUUUCAGAGUUUUCAGCUUGAACAUUAUCUUGAGCAGAAAUGUCUUUUCUCACCUCCCGUUACAGUAAGAGCCAUGGGCGAGGGGAGGCCGUUGCUGCCCGGUCAGCACAGCUGGGUCUGCAGGGAAGCAGUGAAGAGCGGGGGCAGAGGGAGGAGCCGUGGCCAGGGCCAGGCCUCGAGGCAGCUCGAACCCCAUUGCAGGGCACAGGGCUGGGCGGAGAGCAGCCUGUGGAAAGCCUCGCCUUCUAAAAGCAAGUGUGUAUCUUAAAAGGCAGCCGCUUUUAAAAUAACCAGUCACUUCAGGUUCUAGAUUUACUCAGACAAAUAGUGAGUAAGAAUCUUAAUGCCGUCUUUGUGCUGAGUGAACCUUCUGGCAUUCUCGGAGUGUUCUCCUGUGAGCCAUUGGCUCGGGCGAAGGGUGAACGCCUCGGGCUGGGAGAGUGGCCGAGAGCGGCAAACAAACAAGCCGCGGCAGAGAUGGUCACCCAGGGCGGUCAGGCGCCGGAGGAGCACCUGCUGUGGCCACUUCUCCCUCAUCCUCUUCCAGGGCACACCUUGAACUUGUAAGAAUUGUCAGUGUUCCCUGUGCACUGGAGUCGGUGGCCGUGCCUGUGGACAAGGUUCUCCCCUCUUCCCGGGACGGAGAUGUGAUCUUUGUUGAGGAAGCUCAGAGGGUGAGGGAGAAGCCACAGGGUCGGGAGGGCUGGGAACCCGGAUGCCCGUUUGCAUAGCUGACUGACCGAGGAAGGGCCGGGAGUAGAGUUUGGCUUCGGGUUUUGCAGGAAAGAUGCGUGAGGGCUUGGCUGGGGAGCUCGGCGUGUAGGUGAGCCCCGGGAAGCAGUUGUCCUCUGGUUGUGAUUGUCUCCUUGUGCCUGGCCUGUCCCCCGUGGGGAUUUUCUUCCUCAGCCGGGAGCUUCUAGUGCCUGUGAGUAGCCUGGGGCCUGUGGGGUAACCUCGGGACCAGCGGCACACCUGUCGCCACAGGCUCCGCAGUCUGGGGAACUGAAGUCCUGGGCCGAGGAGACAAGCACUCGUAUUCAGCUGUUCCCCUCGAACCCAGAGCCCAGGUCACACACGUGAACAUGCCCCUCGUGCAGGGAAACGGCCCACUGGUAUCGACUUGAUCCGUUGCUGCAUCUGUUACAUAAAGUUUGGGUCACCGUUAAAUCACUGUCUCUCAAUUUAAAAGUGUAAAAGAAAAAUUUUUGCAUUUUUCAUUUUUGUAUACCUACGUUUAUGAAAGAUUGUUAUG